GUCGAAACUUCACUAUUCCACAUUCAAUGCCCAAUUGAUUUGAAGUCGCAUAUAUAUUCAUAAAUAUAUACACAUAUAUACGGAGUAUAAAAUUUCGCAGUUGUUGAAAGGAAAAAGGGUUCAAAUCGUAACAUGCGUGGUGAUAUCAGACCAGAUCCAAAUCGCAUUCGGUAACUUCGUGGUUUUAGGGUUCGAGAUCUGGCAUUUUUUGAUUAGCGAAUUUCAAUUUCCAGAUUUCAGGUUUUUAGCCAAUAAUUUUCUGGCAAUUGGAGGUGUUAUUGUCAUUGUAGUUCUCAAAUUUUGGAAGGUGAAGUUGGAAAAUGCCUGUGAAAGCUGCGAAUUCGUCUUUCCGGGAUCGCACGCACGAGUUUCUCAGUGUAGCUGAGAGGUUGAAGAAGUCAUUUUCUUCUGCACAGAAUGGGCCGAGUAGUAGUAGUUCAAAAUCCGAGGAACAGCGUUCGGCAGUGGCGAUGCAGUCGGAGUUUAACAAGAGGGCUUCAAAAAUUGGGUUUGGGAUACAUCAGACGUCUCAGAAACUUGCAAAGCUGGCCAAGGUGGCAAAGAGGACCUCAGUUUUUGAUGACCCCACCAUGGAAAUCCAGGAUCUGACUGCAGUUAUCAAGCAGGAUAUUACUGCGCUUAACUCAGCUGUAGUUGACCUUCAGCUCCACAGCAACUCUCGAAAUGAAAGUGGGAAUAUCUCCAGUGACACCACCAUUCAUUCAACUACAGUUGUAGAUGACUUGAAAAAUCGGUUGAUGAGCACAACAAAGGAGUUCAAGGAAGUUCUAACAAUGCGGACAGAGAACUUGAAGGUUCAUGAGAACCGAAGACAACUGUUUUCUUCUACUGCUUCAAAGGAUUCCACAAAUCCUUUUGUUCGCCAGCGUCCAUUGGCUGCUAAGUCUGCUGCUGCUAGUACCUCAACCGCACCCCCUCCUCCCUGGGCUAAUGGCUCACAGUCUUCAUCCCAGUUAUUUCCUCGGAAGCAGAUGGACGGGGAGACUCAGCCAUUGCUGCAUCAGCAGCAGCAGCAGCAGCAGCAUCAACAGCAACAGCAGUUGGUUCCAUUACAAGACAGCUACAUGCAGAGCAGAGCUGAAGCUCUUCAAAAUGUGGAGUCUACAAUUCAUGAGCUGAGCAGCAUCUUCAAUCAGUUGGCGACCUUGGUUUCUCAGCAAGGAGAGAUUGCCAUCAGGAUUGAUGAGAACAUGGAGGACACGUUGGCAAAUGUGGAGGGAGCACAGGGGGCUCUGCUCAAGUACCUCAACAGCAUAUCGUCAAAUAGGUGGCUGAUGAUCAAGAUAUUCUUUGUAUUGAUUUUCUUCCUCAUGAUUUUCCUGUUUUUUGUGGCAUAGUAAAUGGAGAAGACACGGAACUGCUCAAAAAAAGUAUUUUCGGCCAUGUAUUUUUUUACAGGAGAUAGGCCUGUUAUAUUCUAUUCACAUUUUCUUUUUCAAAAUUUCCUGGUGAAUUUGUGCACAGUUUACCUUCUGUUAUAUGUGAGGCAUACUUGUAUUUGUUUGUAUAAUCUCGUAUAAACAUUGACAUUUUAUCCGUGUCUUGCAAGGGCCUAAAAAUGGUUUUUCUCUA
Messenger RNA from Cornus florida, 1593 nucleotides. RefSeq names its product syntaxin-32-like. Gene Ontology annotation, cellular component: Golgi membrane; SNARE complex; endomembrane system. The record is from RefSeq and is a predicted model, not a curated record. The transcript has 6 exons. Gene Ontology annotation, molecular function: SNAP receptor activity; SNARE binding. Gene Ontology annotation, biological process: endoplasmic reticulum to Golgi vesicle-mediated transport; intracellular protein transport; vesicle fusion. NCBI's taxonomy places the organism in Eukaryota, Viridiplantae, Streptophyta, Magnoliopsida, Cornales, Cornaceae. Bases 321 to 1358 code for a protein of 345 amino acids.